Messenger RNA from Phytophthora sojae, 324 nucleotides. RefSeq lists its product as hypothetical. The annotation marks the transcript as partial. The transcript has a single exon. Lineage: Eukaryota; Oomycota; Peronosporomycetes; Peronosporales; Peronosporaceae. The record is from RefSeq and is a predicted model, not a curated record.
UGGUUCCAGGAUGCUGAAAUAGUACUCGAGCGGUUGGAGCAGCAUAUGCCCGACACGUUGAUCGCGACGGUCACAACGAGCUUUACCGUCUCGAAGCGGACACUACACAACGUGUUCCCGAAUUUGUGCAGCAGCUACGUAGACGAAGAGAAAAGCAAGAAAGAUUUCAUCUUGGACAAUCUACUGGGGCAACGGAUCGUCAUGAGCGGCUGGGUGCGGUUCCAAUGGGAUUGCAUUUUCGGCCACUUCACGGGUAUAACGGACGAGUCGGACAUGUUGACGCCGAUGCUGUGUGUGGUCGGGGACUUGGAAGACGUGUCCGUG